UCGGAUAUUCGCAUUUCGCACAAAGUGUGAGGGAGAGAAUAGAGGGGAUGUGUUCAUACUUCAUGAUUCGGAUCAAGAGCGGGAGGAGAAACCUGGGCUGGAUGUUGGGUCAAAAGGCACCCAGUAUGAAAAUGUAUUGAUUUCUUCUUUGUCGUCUUUCUCGGACUUAGACUUGGAUUUCUCCAUCUGCAACCAUUCUUUCUAGGUCACAAUUUUCAUUUUCUUUCUCUUCAUCGAUAUUGGAUCAUUGCAGUGCCCGUUAUUCAAUUCUUGAAUUAUGGGGAAAGGAGGAGGCUGUGUUCCCAGCAAGAAAAAAUUACCCUCGGCGACAGCCGAUGAAGGCCCACCUAGCGCCAGGGACGCCCCCAUUCCGGCCCAGGACAACAGCCCCGAGGCCCCCGCAUUGGAUGUGGACGGCGUAGUCACUGAUCCAAUUGCCAAAUUGAAGAUAUUCGUCGUGUUCUAUUCCAUGUACGGCCACGUUGAAGGCUUGGCUCGGAGGAUGAAGAAGGGUGUGGAUGGGGUUGAUGGACUUGAGGGGCUUUUGUUUCGGGUUCCUGAGACGUUGCCAAUUGAGGUGUUGGAGCAGAUGAAGGCGCCGCCCAAGCCCGACGAUAUUCCGGAGAUAUCCGCGGCGGAGUUGACGACGGCUGAUGGGAUACUGUUUGGGUUUCCGACGAGGUAUGGAUGUAUGGCUGCUCAGAUGAAGGCUUUCUUUGAUUCAACGGGGCAGUUGUGGAAGGAGCAGCAGCUCGCCGGCAAGCCGGCGGGGUUCUUCGUGAGCACUGGGACUCAAGGAGGUGGCCAAGAAACCACUGCGUGGACCGCAAUCACCCAGUUAGCUCAUCAUGGAAUGCUGUUUGUUCCUAUUGGGUACACCUUUGGGGCUGGUAUGUUUAAGAUGGACUCCAUUCGCGGGGGUUCUCCAUAUGGGGCUGGAGUUUUUGCUGGUGAUGGCACAAGGCAACCAAGUGAAACAGAGCUGGCACUUGCAGAGCAUCAGGGCAAAUAUAUGGCUGCAGUGGUUAAAAGACUUGCCCAAGCUUGAUGGCAUUAUCCUGAUUUCAACCUUUUCUGGCCCAUUAAAUCUGCAGCUGUAUCUUUCCUCCCUUUAUUGAUUUAAAUAUAAUUGUUCUGUGAUUAGUCGUGGUAUUUCUCAUGUUUCAGUGAGACACAAUUUUUUUUUUCUUUUGGUGUCAGUUCCUUGCUCUUGUCCUACUCUGUUUAAAGAGCUGUAUUCUUCUGUCUGAUAUUAUUUAAAUAAUAAUGCGAGUUUGUGGGA
Messenger RNA from Vitis vinifera (wine grape), 1282 nucleotides. RefSeq names its product probable NAD(P)H dehydrogenase (quinone) FQR1-like 2. The record is from RefSeq and is a predicted model, not a curated record. The transcript is spliced from 2 exons. NCBI's taxonomy places the organism in Eukaryota, Viridiplantae, Streptophyta, Magnoliopsida, Vitales, Vitaceae. Gene Ontology annotation, molecular function: FMN binding; NAD(P)H dehydrogenase (quinone) activity. Bases 278 to 1048 code for a protein of 256 amino acids.